Messenger RNA from Salarias fasciatus (jewelled blenny), 1593 nucleotides. Its product is annotated as arrestin domain-containing protein 3-like. Gene Ontology annotation, biological process: protein transport. The record is from RefSeq and is a predicted model, not a curated record. Bases 1 to 1593 code for a protein of 530 amino acids. Lineage: Eukaryota; Metazoa; Chordata; Actinopteri; Blenniiformes; Blenniidae. Gene Ontology annotation, cellular component: cytoplasm; plasma membrane. The transcript is spliced from 11 exons.
AUGCCCAUCAAAUUUUUUUCUAUUGAAUAUGAUGCCAUCAACAGCAGAAACACCUUCACUAACAGAGACAAAAUUCAUAGGAGGAUCAUCAUGGAGACUUAUAAAGAGACAAAAAUCCAGUCACUGACUUUAAUAGCAAAAGGAAAAGGUCGAGUUUCCUUUGGACAAUGGGACGCCUUGGAAGAACAGAUGGUACCUGUGUACUGUCGAUACACGGCUAAAGAGAAAUAUUAUAAAGUCAAACAUGUCUUGAGAGAAAAAGGACAAGAUGGAGGAAGACACGCAUUUCCUUUUACCUUCAUUGUUCCUGAUUCUAGAAAGAUUCCAUCAUCUUUUGAGGCACCCAAGGGAAAAAUAGUCCACAAGUUAAAGGCAGAACUCAAACAACUCAUGAAGCCAAAGAAAACAACUGAAAUCUAUGUCCAAAGCAGACAUGAACCUUCCAGGACUUCUGGUGAUUCCAUUCAGGUCACAGCUGGAAUCAGAAACAACGCCAGUUGCUCAGUGAAGCCCAAAUUUGUGCUGUAUGAGAAGAAGAGGUUUUUUGCAAAAGGUGAAGUGGAAGUAUAUCUGGACAUCAAGAUUUUUUUUUCUUCCGCUCCACAACCUUGGGGAUCCGGUGAUACAAUGACCGUGAAGCAUCUCUCUAUAGAAUAUGACAAGGUGAAUGAUCGAGGCACUGUCUCUCCUGGGGAUGUGCUCUCUGGGAAAGUAACAGUGGUGACCAGCAAGGAAACCAAAGUACAGUGUUUUGUGGUCAAAGCCAAAGGAAAAGCCAAAGUGACUUGGUAUGAAGAAGAAGGACAAUCCACAGCAGUGUACUGCAACGAGAGGAAGUACUUUCAUUUAGAACACAUUAUUCUACAGGAUAAACAAAAGGGAGAUGGUUCUGAAAUCAUUGCCCCUGGAAAAAAUGUGUAUCCAUUCCAGUUUCUUAUUCCAAAAAUGGACAUGCCUUCAUCUUUCAGUGGGAAAUGGGGCAACAUCACAUACAGUUUGCGAGCCCAGCUGACUCAGUCAAUCUGGCUCGUUCAUAAAGCCAAGACUGAGUUCCUUUUCUUGACCAAGUCUGAGUUCCCCUUUGCCUCCAAAUCAGAAAUGAUUAUUAUUGGACUUAAGGAACAGCAAUGUGCCACCAGGAUUUCAUUUUAUGGCUCAGGAAAGAUUACUAUGAAGGUUACCUCAGAGAAGAUGGGGUUGAAGCAAGAGGAGGCGAUGGGGGUGUCGGUAGAUAUAACCAAUGACUCGGCUCGAAGGGUGAUACCUAAAUUCUACCUCUGUGAGAAGCAGACCUUUGUUGCUCAGUCGAAGACUAAAGUCUACACAAAUGACGUCUUUUUUGGGACCGGAGAGUCUGUCCCUGCUGAAAGAAGUGGGAUUAUAACCAAAGUGUUGAGCAUCCCUCCACAGCUCCCCCCAACCUUCUUCAACUGCUGCAUGAUGAAGCUGGAGUACAGACUCAAGGUGAUCCUUGACGUCCCUCUGGUAAGAGACCAAGAAGUGAAACUGCCGUUGGUUAUCCUGCUGGGUUCACCAAAACCACACCAACCGAGGCCGAAGAGAUCCAUCUGGUUUAGGAAGCUUUCUAGAUGA